This is a messenger RNA of Penicillium canescens, 2610 nucleotides long. RefSeq lists its product as uncharacterized. Bases 1 to 2610 code for a protein of 869 amino acids. NCBI's taxonomy places the organism in Eukaryota, Fungi, Ascomycota, Eurotiomycetes, Eurotiales, Aspergillaceae. The record is from RefSeq and is a predicted model, not a curated record. The transcript has a single exon.
AUGAACAACGCGAACAACACCCAACCUGACAACGUGCCACUCACAUCCGCAACUGAUAUACCACGGCAUAACCAACCACUUACAUCCGCCACAUAUAUUCCCGGUCAUGACACUAUGGGCGUCGGUAUCCCACCCUUGUUUGAAGCACGAACGCCGUAUGAAGCAUACAGCCAUAAUCAACCACGACUGAAUCAAGCGCACGGCAUUUCAAGUGUCGGUGGCACAUACACAAGGGACGACUCGGCCCUCUAUGGGAAUGUUCACUACGACAAGGAGCAACAACCGGGCCCAAGCCGGGCCCCCGAUGUCGGGAAGUCGUCUAGCAAUCGUCACAACGGGACCGGCAACCUAUCACCUAGCGAAGCCCCUGAUCAUUGGCCAUUGGACCGAGUUCUUUUGUGGCUUGCCGCAAAUGGAUUCUCCGAUGACUGGCAAGAAACAUUCAAAGCAUUGGAGCUUCAAGGGGGCGAAUUUCUCGAGCUGAGGCUUGGGUCUGGUGGACGGGGCAACCUUGGCAAGAUGCAUCAAGUUGUUUACCCCCAGUUGGCCAAGGAGUGUGCCCGCCGUGGCUCUAAAUUUGACCUUGGCCACGAACGCGAGGAAGGGAAGCGCAUGCGUAAGCUGAUUCGCCAAAUUCACGAUGGUUCAGAGGAGGCUUCGGUCUCUACGCCACAGCGAACGGAUCUCCCACUGUUCUCAGCGGAGGCGCUACCGGGUUUCUACUCUAAUGCCGAGUCUCGUUCUGCUGGGGGUAGCAAUGACAUAGGCACUCGUCCUUCUCCCCAAGACCGCCAAUGCAGCUCAGAAAUAUCGUCCUCACUUCCGAGAGAGCAUAACAAUGGUAGUUUCAACUUCCUUCGAAGGAAGGCUAAGGCUGACUCGAGCCAUCCGUCGCCGGAAGAUCAGUUUCUGGAGUCUCCAACAAGCCCAGAAGCCCAUCAGAAUGGGCCUUAUCCUCUAUACCUGAAGCCAUCCUUCAAUUCCAGCGACGUCUCUGUCGGCGAAUGUCCGUCAUCGACGCACACGUCGGGUCAUGAGAAAGUCGGGAGGACAAAACACACUAGCAAAGGCAAGCGAUGGAUCCCUGUCACCAUGGAUGGCUGGAACUACCGCCUAAUUGAUGUGUCUGAGAUGGAAACUGCCGAGUCCUUGCGUACCGGUAUCUGCCAUUAUCUUGGUAUUUCCGACUGGGGUAAUGCGCAGAUCUAUCUCACUAAGCCUGAGCAGUCUGAGCAUGAGGAACCCAUAAAUGAUACCAAUCUGUCGCUCUAUCGCACAAACAGAUCCGAUCCUUACGGUUCUCUGAAGUUGUUCGUGCGAGGCGCUGUUGACCAAUCGGCGCAGAGCACUCCACGAGUCCACGGUCUUGGUGUCUCAUUUCCAGAGAAACCGGCUUCUUCCCCCACAACCUUACAACAUCAACUCCAUAGGAAACCACUAGAUGAAGAUACUCUCAACAGGAUAUCGCCGCACACUCAAGUCAAACCACUAGGCUCCCCCUCGCAUCAGACGUUCAAAACUUUUCCUGUUGCAAAUGAAUCUCAAGAUCGGACCACCGACUCCGAGAAAGAUACCCGUGCUCGCUAUGAGGAUAACUUGCGCAAGGCCGAGCGCAAGCAGAAGGCUUAUCGAGGUUCCCAGUUGCACCACUCGCAACAAACCCUGAAAGACGCUUCCGGCGACAUGGUCGACCCGCUAGUGCCUCCUCAGAGGGCACCGACUGCGCCAAAUGAAUCUAGCACGCUUACUAAGGUCAACUUCGCCAAAAGAAUUGCCUCCCGUGAGGCUCGCCCUCAACUACGUAUCUCAACACACGGUCUUGGAACCGGCCUUACGAGCGUCGGCCGCACGACUAGUGCAAUUGGCACGCCAUCGCCUUCAGUGCCGGUUUCUUUUAGCACCCCGAGCUGGGACAGUGCCAGCUCGGAGUCGGAACGGCCAGCUACUAUAGAUUCUGUUGUGUCAGCAUCGAGCCAGUCAGCUCUGCGUAAGUUCUUGCGGUAUUUGUUUGCAGCACAAUUAACUAACGAGCGUUUCAAUACAGUCCCCUUAAGACCCUCUCCGAAGCUGACUACCGAACAAGAAGCACAGAAAUCUCAGGAAUCAUUUGGUGCCCCAUCACCAGCGAUGACGCAUUCUUCUAUAGCAUCGCAGGAGCCGCCUCUCCAGUCGUUUGGAUCCAAAUUCAAGUUCGAGAAGCACGAAAUAUCCUUACAGCGGUCUCCUAAUCCGCUAGAGGAUUCUAAUGAUAGUUCCAAUGAUGGUCUUUGGACAAUUCAGCCGUCACACAAGGCUAAGCAAGCAGAGGCUAGUCCUCAAAAGGCAAAGCCCACAUUCCCUAUUGACACGGAGAAUAAAAGAAAUUCAGAAGUUCACUUCAGUAUUGAGAAACUGGGGGAUGAGAGAGACGACUGUGAUCAUGAAGCAGAAGAACACUCUCAUACUGAUUCUCCUUCAACGAUGGAAACAAGUUUUGCACUACCAGAGAACUUUGAAGAGUUACUCUUGCGCUGGACCAAGCUUGGACGGAAUGAGGUUCAAGCGCUCGGAAACCCUAGAUCUCAGAUAUGGACCGCUGCUACUACUAUAUGUUCACUUUCUGAUAUUUGA